Saprolegnia parasitica CBS 223.65 is the source of this 1574-nucleotide messenger RNA. RefSeq lists its product as hypothetical. NCBI's taxonomy places the organism in Eukaryota, Oomycota, Saprolegniomycetes, Saprolegniales, Saprolegniaceae. The transcript is spliced from 2 exons. The coding region runs from base 82 to 1551 and encodes 489 amino acids. The record is from RefSeq and is a predicted model, not a curated record. Gene Ontology annotation, biological process: transmembrane transport. Gene Ontology annotation, molecular function: antiporter activity; xenobiotic transmembrane transporter activity. Gene Ontology annotation, cellular component: membrane.
CCUGUGGAAAGACGGUGACGGUGGUGGCUGGCACUUGGGCUUUCUUAUUGCUGUUCGCAGUAGCCGUACCUUAAUACCGGUAUGACCUUCUCCGCGACAAGCGAGGUCAAAGCGCUCGCGCGCCUCGCGACGCCGAUCCUCUUUUCGAACCUCGCCAUGUUUGGCAUGUCGAUGACCGUCCUCGUUGCCGCGGGCCACCUCGGCGCUGCGCAGCUCACGGCCGUUGCGUACUCGCAGAUGAUCUUUGACAUUACGAUCCUCAUCUUUGCUUCGGGCUUCGUCGUCGGACAAGCGUCGCUCUCGGCGCAAGCGUUUGGCGCCAAGAACCUCACGCUCAUCGGCCGCUACUGCCAAAUGAACUGCCUCUGCGUCACGCUCGCGUGCAUCCCGAUCGGCGCGCUCUGGUGGUUUUGCGGCGACAUUCUCCAUGCAGCGGGUAUCUCGGACGCGACGGUCGUGCACGCCAAGGACUACGCGCACUACUCGAUGCCGUGGCUCCUUCCGCGCCUCCUCUUCCAAGUCCUCAGCGUCUACUUCAAGUCGAUGCAAAACGUGCUUCCGGCAGCGAUUUUUGCCGUGACGUUUACCAUCCUCAACGCCGGUCUCGUCUCUGUGCUCGUCUUCGGUCUCUCGUCGACGGGCUUUGAAGGCUACGGCCUCAUUGGCGCCCCGAUCGCGAUGACCAUCACGCACUACAGCCGCCUCGUCACGUUCGCGCUCUACAUGUUUGCGUACCGCAAGCAGCACGCGUCGUCGUGGAGUUGGGAUCGCACCUUCAUGAACCGACAGCUGUACCUCAAGCCGAUGCUCAAGGUGGGCGGCCCCAUGGUCAUCGGCCAGCUCGUCGAGAACCUCCAGCUCCAGACCAUGUCGAUCUUUGCGGCCAUGACGAGCGAGGUCGCACUUGGCGCCAGCAACUCGAUGAUGGAGCUCAUCUUCUUCCUCACGUCGCCCAUCUAUGGCAUGAUCGACGGCGGCUCGACGCGCAUCGGCAUGUACCUCGGCGCGGGCAAGCCCCAAGCCGCCAAAGCCACGAGCCACUUGGUGUUUUAUGGUAUUUUUGGUCUCUCGGUGGUCAUCGUGAUCCCGUGGCUGUGCGCGCGCUCGCACGUUGGCAAGAUCUUCUCCACGGACGUCGCCGUCGUCAGUAGCAUGGCGUCCAUUAGCACGCUCGCCGCUGCGGGCUACAUCAUCCUCUCGCUCUUCUACUACGCGAUGGCGACGCUGCAAGCGCAGGCGCGGACACUGCCCAUCAUGACCUCGUUCUUCAUUGGCGCAUGGGUCGUUGGCGUUCCCGGCGCGUACGCCUUUGGCUUCCCUGCCGGCCUUGGCCUUCUCGGUAUUUGGGUUGGCAUGUCCGUGGGGUACAUUGUCACUACCGUCCUCGGCGUCUACUUUACGUACAAGUCCAACUGGCCCGAGGAGGCCAAGAAGGCCGUCGAGCGAAGCAAGGGGCGCGACGACGGCGAUCACUUGGUGGUGGAGCUCGAGCAAAACCGACGCGCCAGCGUUGACGCUGGUUUCAACACUAUGGUGACGCCCAAGGAAUGAAUGUUUUGUUCUUGAGAGAGGCC